UCUUUUCCUUCUCAGACCUUUGGUUUCUUUCUAUUUCCCCGUCUGAUUCCCUCCACCGCUCGGCCACGAACACCUCUGGGCGUGGUUGUAUGAUGUAACUUUGACAUCAUCGAUGCAUGAGCCAAGACGAAAAGAAUGAAACGCCCUAAACAAUGUUUAACAAACUCAAAUGCAUGCAGAAUUUUUGUAGAGAUAAAAGUUUCAUUGCACAUGAGCUAAUCUGAUUCAUAAAGCCUUUAUGAAUGCUAAAUGAUGAAAAGUGUCAUUGAAGCUGUGAUCGAUCAUUUCAUGAAAGGGUAAAGGUCAGUGUGUUAGCAUGAAUCAUAAUAUUGAAUUAAUAUUGUGCAUGGGUUCAUACACGUAUACGAGUGUUACACAUGUGAUUGUUCUUAAACAGGAGGUCGAUUCUGUCCGAGAGCCGAGACGUUCGUGGACUGAUCCGAUGACCGUUAACUGAUCAAGAGCGCUUCUCUAAAGCGUGAAAAACAUUACGGCCCUCACAUACACACACUGUAUAAAAAGGGACCAGAUCUUUAUUCAUUUCAUGAUAAAACUUCUAGCUUUAUUUUUCAGUAUGCAUCAUGAGUAUACAAUAAGACAUGCAGUAGUGUAGUAUACGUACAGGCUGAAGACUCUCCUACUGUUUGUUAAGGGUUUUAUAUGACGGUUUACUCUGUGGCAUGUUAAUGAUUUUUAUUGGCUGUGUUUGGGGGUCUUUGAGGUCAUCGGGGUCACUGUGCGAGUCACUGGGUCUUUAGUCGAGUGUAUUUAUAGAAAUGCUUGGCUGGCCGCCGCUGUGACGCACCAAUGAUGUUCAUGUUUCCCUUAUGGCAAACCAUCUGUUAACCGGUUGGACGAGGAUCCUGCGUUUUCUUGUGCGUCGGGGUGCAGUUUAACUUCCUUUCCUCUCUCUCUCUCAUUAAGGUGAAGUUGUUUUAAUUUUGGCGCGUGUCUUUUGAACGUUCCUGUCGUCUGUUAACGUCGCAGUGGAUUGAUCAGGACUGUGGUGGUUUUAAAGAGGCUGCAGUGUCUAAAGGGUUAAUGCAUAAUGUCUCAUGACACUUUUAUGGUGACACAUGGAGAUGUUAAAGACAGCUGCAUGCAUUCAUGUCAGAUAAAUGAAGAGACUGUCGGGGAACAGAAGAGGCUCAGGGCCGAGGUGCAGCGCUAGCGGCUCAAUGCAAAGCGUCAUGCAGCAAGAUGAAAACCUGACGUUAGGCCUCCGUCACAAAGCCAACGCGUCCGUACGAUGUGAGCGAUGGACAGACAGACAGAAGUCAGAGCAGCAGGUGCAGGACCUGAGGGACGGAGUUAAACUUUGCCGUUGGCCGAAGGUGCAGACAAUUGUCCGCGGCAGCAGGCCACCCAAGGACGCCUCCAUCAACGGCCUGCUGGAAGAGUUCGACAACAUCUCUGUGACUCGCUCCAACUCUCUUAGAAAAGAAAGUCCACCUGGGGCUCACCAAGCCGGCACCGACAAACCGCUAUUGGCUUCGGGGGUCAACGCCGGCGGCCCGGAGGAGAACGGCUUCGUUCAUCGUUACGGCCGUUACUCCUGCGACCUGGACGGCAGCAAGGACUUUUCGCCAGACCCCUACCGCGACAAAAACUUCCAAGAUGGGGAGUGGCCGGUCGGACGGCACUACCGUUUCUCUCUCAAACAGAACGGUCAUCCCAUCCGGAGUCCGUUUUACCCCGACGCCAUGCCACAGAAAUCUUCAGACUACGCCAAGAUGCCUCCGGACUACCACGCCUACCUGGAGAGCAAAAUGCGGUUGUCCACGGACGAGAUGACUACGGGUGGCAGAAGGGAAUACUAUCGAGCCUCUCUGGGCGGAUCCAGUCAGGAUUACAGGGAACAGGCGCUCGGAACGCCCUCCCGGGGCUCUGUCCGCAGUGACCAGGCGAACUACCCCGAUGGAGACUGGGGAUACGGAGCGGGUCUCCGGGACGAUUAUGACAAGAGGCCAAAGUCUUCAUACGUCAGUCAGACGAGUCCCCGGCCGGCCAUUCGCCAGCGUUCCAGGUCGGGUUCGGGCCUGCAGGAGCCCAGCCUGCCGUACGGGAUGGGCGUGUUUAAGACUGCAGUGCAGGGGCCGUACGGCUCCUAUACGUACCCGAGACUUUCAGAAAACGCUUCCUCGCUCAUCAUUGGCAAGGUAAAGCAUACGAGAGUUUUAUUUUUACAACAACACUACUGUGUAAUGUCUCUUACUUCUCAUCCUCAUGUUGUUCUAAACCUGUAUGAAUGUAUUUUUUCUGAUGAGCACAAAAGAAGAUAUUUUGAUAAAUGAUGGUAAGCACACAGGGUUAGGGUUAGGGUUAAAGUUAGCAAUCAGCUGUGUGCUUACCAUCAUUUAUCAAUAUCUUCUUUUGUGUUCAUACAGGUUUAGAAGAACACGAGGAUGAGAAAAUGAUGACAGAAUUGUAUUUUCAGGUGAACUGUCCCUUUAAAGCGUUUAAUGGUUAUCUCUGCUGCAGAAAGCCGAGCCUUCAGUGAGUCUGCGUAUCUCUUGCGAUGACGCAUUAUUUUGUUGUUAGAUUUUCUUAGCUUGAUUUUUUGUUAUUAAGGCUUGUUUUUCACAAAAGUACAGUCACAAUAUUGCAUAGAAAUAUAUUUAUUGCUAUGUUUUGUGUUUGAAUUUCAGUCUUUACUCCUGCAGCUCUCUUUGCGUCUCUCGCUUUCUCAAUGUAAAGUAUUAUUGGCAUGAUUGAGUUCAGUUACAGUGUUGCUACUGUAAAGCAUUAUACAUAACAUGAGAAAUAACUAUAAACACACAAUAUCACAGUAACAGCAAACAAUGAGGUGCUGAAUAAACCGUAAUAUAUAUAUAUAAACUAACAUUGAACAUGACAUUAUGAAGAGCAGGAGAUCCUGUAGGUGUGAUGAUGUUUUCUUCUCUUUGUAUUGAUGACACACAGAUUUCCUCUUCUUUUAGGUGUCAUGUUUGUUUGUGUCUGAUGUAUUUGCGGGUCAGACUCUACAGAUCAUUUUGAUUCGUCUCCGUUUUGUGUCUCUACUGACAGAUUGGAUUUUUUUUUGUUUAGGUUACAGUAAGAUUCUUGCUUACUUUCAUUUUUCCAAUGGUCUAAAUAUGAAAUUUCCUUUCUUUUAUGAUUGGUCUCUGUGCCAUCAGCCACAGGGCGUGUAAGGGGUGUUUUAUCUCCGCUAGGACUCUGUGUGAUAGAUCUCAUGUCAGUUCUUAAUCUACUCACC
Molecule: messenger RNA, 3217 nt
Organism: Paramisgurnus dabryanus
Lineage: Eukaryota; Metazoa; Chordata; Actinopteri; Cypriniformes; Cobitidae
Source: RefSeq, a predicted model, not a curated record